Molecule: messenger RNA, 1734 nt
Organism: Bipolaris maydis ATCC 48331
Lineage: Eukaryota; Fungi; Ascomycota; Dothideomycetes; Pleosporales; Pleosporaceae
Source: RefSeq, a predicted model, not a curated record
CGUCCGACAAGACUGUAGAGGGUGACUGUUGGGUACGGCCAUCGCACGCAGCAGGAGCCCUCAGACGACAACGACGCCUCCUCGCUCCCACAGCCAAGCUCCCCCCUCACGCAGCCAUGUGGAGAACCGGCCUGCUCUACCUCGACCGCGGGGACAGCUCCAUCCUCAACGCCCUCCGCAACGCCGGCUACGACACGCAGAACCAGCCCACGUCGCCCUCGCGCACCCCGCGCCGCUUCUCCAUGGCCAGCGACACGGAGAGCGCCCUCGAGGGCAAGCUCAAGCACGACAUCAAGGCCCAGCAGGGCGUCCAGCACUGGGUCAUGCCUUCGGACGUCAACGGCCUCAAGUUUGCCAGCCCCCGCGCCAGCCCCCGCACCAGGGCCAUCGACCCCGCCGACGCUCUCGGCCUGGCCACCGACGCAACCCUGUUCGAAGAGCCCGUCCUCUAUUCGCUGGAUCGAAUAAAGGAAGACGCGCACAACCCCGACUACUUUGCCUACGACCACCUGCAAAAGUCGCCUUCGCUCAAGGACGACUGCGACGAGCCGGUCCAUGUGCACAAGCGCCGCCCUUCGCACCUCCGCACCCCCUCGACCCCCACCAUUGAGUCGCGCCUUGCCAGUGCACAAAAAGCCUCGCGCUCCCUGCCCCUCCGUGCAAAGACAAACGAGGGGCUCCUGCAGCUGCAAGCAAACACAUCCAAGCCCCAGCGCUCCGCAAACACACACCAGCGCAGAAUCUCGCUCGGCCUCCCCAUCAAGGCUGCCAAUGCCCCCGGCGAAACCUCCCGCCUCUCGAGCCCAACAAACACUCGCUCCCUCCACCCAGCCACGCCAAAACGCCUGCCAAAGAAGACGGGCACCGCAACAGCCAUCCAGCAGGAGCGCGAUCUGGAAUACAAGCACCGCCACACCUUCAUCGGCACCGCCUCGCUCGAUGAUUUCCUCGAAGUCCUCGACGUCUCGCCCGAUCACAUCACAAACAAGGACGCAAUCAUAAGAGCCUUUAUCCUGCUAGCCUCCAGCGAGCGACUGCUUGCUCGCCAAGCAUCCCUCAAGCCCGAUGGAUGGAGCGUCAUUGCCCGCACCUCUGCCGAAACCGUAAACAGCGACUACGUCGAACAAGCACACGCCAAGCUCGGCUCCAUUGUCCUCCGCCAAUUCCUCGACCUCAUCACCUUCAACGAAGACGAAGAAGCAAACGCCAUGAGCGUCGUCGAAGCCUUCACUGCCGCAAGCCAUUUGGAUACACAAGCCAGCAAGGCAUCAGGGAGUAAGGCCAAAGCCUUUCGUAAAUGGAUGGUAAAAGCACUACCCCAAUAGGGUCACUGCUUUUGUUUUUUUUUCUUCACUUGUUUUCAAUUUUCAGUACACCUCUCUGCCCUUCUCAUGAUAAUGCGACACGAUGAUGCCGAAUGUCUUAUGUUAUUACUACAUAGCCCUUCCCCUUUCCCUUCUCCCAUCCAAAUUUCUACCUUUUCUUUCCUCACCCCCCAUCCCGCUCAGCCCAUUAGAUUAGUAACUCCUUCUCCUAAACCCUCCUCUCCGACCUUAGGAUAGUCCCCGCCACUCACACCUUGUUCUCAAGGCGCGGCUGCCGAAAAGAAUAGAUCCACUUCGAAGCCAAACGCUACCCUUCUCAAACACGUCCACACCCGUCUUGUAGUUUCCGAUUACAGAUACCCCGAUAACAUUGUUAUAUCACCACAAAAUCUAAAUGUAUAUUUUCGCC